AUGUCGGAGGCCACACUUGACAAGCCAUUCAACGACUUUGUUACUUCCGUGAUUCCGCUGUAUUCAGGUCCACAGGUCACCGUUCGAAUUGGAUCGACAAGCCGCGAAUACAAGCUCUCAAAAGCUCUCCUCUGCAACCAAUCGCCGUACUUCAAAGCCACAUUCGAAGGGAACUUUCAAGAGGGGAAAGAGCAGUCUACAACAUUGAAGGAGGAGGAUGGUAUAGUUUCAAUUCAGAGCUUUGAAUUACUGGUACAAUGGUUAUAUCUUGGGCGAGUCAUCUUGGGCGAUUCGACACCGACAGAUUCAAUCACUGCUAUUGUCGAAUUUGUAAAAAUUGCCGACAUGUGUGGUGUUACCGGCAUGGAGGGCACCAUGGCUGAGCAGAUUAAAACUAUUAUCCUCGCAGAUCCCGCUCACAGGUACCCCUUGGACUCGAACACUUAUUGCCUGAACUCAAACCAUAUCGUCUCAGCCGCAGGUCUCCCUGACGGACACCCAGUGCGGAAAGUGUUGGCCGCCGCUGUAGCAGGAGAAUUCUUCCGAGCGGAUAACCAUAAGUUCUCCAAGGAGGUCAAAGAGGUCGCAAGCUUCGCGUCUGACCUGUUAGAAGCAAUAAGGGAUACUCUCAAAUCACACAAAAUUGGGAGUUAUAGUAUCUACGUAAAAAAGAAGACGAUUGAGAAGGAGGUCAUGCAAUGUUGUUGUGGGAAGAAGCAAGUACAGUCAUCUUCAAUAGUCGUAGGACUCCGCGCAGUGCCCGCACCAAUCACAGUCCUUAUCACAUAA
Molecule: messenger RNA, 789 nt
Organism: Eremomyces bilateralis CBS 781.70
Lineage: Eukaryota; Fungi; Ascomycota; Dothideomycetes; Eremomycetales; Eremomycetaceae
Exons: 3
Coding region: 1-789 (262 amino acids)
Molecular function (GO): protein binding
Source: RefSeq, a predicted model, not a curated record